Molecule: messenger RNA, 351 nt
Organism: Tetrahymena thermophila SB210
Lineage: Eukaryota; Ciliophora; Oligohymenophorea; Hymenostomatida; Tetrahymenidae
Exons: 1
Source: RefSeq, a predicted model, not a curated record
AUGCAGCUACUAAAGCGCUAUAUUCUCCAACUGAAUUCCCUAAAGCAUGAGUAUACUUUUUAGAUAUAUCUUCUAUUUGAUUUUCUUUCAUAUACUUUAAUAGAGAAAUAUAUGAAUUUAUAAAAAUAGCUGGCUAUGCAUUUUCAGUCAAAUUAAUCUAAUCUUAUGGUCCUUCAAGCAUCAGCUUAAUCAUAUCUUUAUUUAGUAUAUUAGAAUACUCAUUAACUAGUUUUUAAGACCAAUCUUUAUGUUGUUAGUCUUAUAAAAUAUAUUUUCCCAUACCAACAAACUAACUUCCCUAUCCUGGAAAGAGAAGAGCACUCAAAAUUUUACUUGAGUUCUAAAUCAUGA